AUGGGAAUUAGCGCGAUCGGAUCUCAGGUAUGGAUCCCUUCGGUUCGCCUCCCCGACACAGAAACAAUUGAAGAUGAGGUGCAGGGCUGCGACUCUCUUCGUCCUUUCUUCGCUGUACCUCGAGCUUCAAGCCUGUAUUCCCACCCAGAAUGUCGACGACGGAGGUUCGAUCUGCCUUUUCACCGCUUUUUUCACCUUCCGUUCUAACGCUUCUUUUCCAAAGAGCUGUUAUGAAAACAAAAAAAAAAUUAUUCGAUGAAAUCAAAUUCUUCAAAACUUUCGAAAAGCGCACUCCAGAAACAGUAUAUUUGAAGAUCUUAAAUCUGAAUCAUAUUUAAAAAUGAGAAUAAAGUAAAAUAUUGAUCGAAAAGAGGUUUAUUGAAUUAUGAUAACUUUAGAAUAUUUUCUCUUUCUUUUUAUUUCGAAUCGGUGUUUGUGAACUGACAGAAUUAUUCAGUCUGUUGAAAAACAUAGUGAUCAAACAUUUUUCAAUUAACAUGGGAGGUCAUUUUGCUUUGCGUUUGGGAAUUUCCUGAAAUUCGGCCAAAACACUUCUUGAUGUACCAGAAAAAGAAGCAAAGCAAAUGGCCUUUCUUAUGAUGCAAAUUAUAUUGUGUUAGUUUUCUCUUAUAGAGGAUUUGAUGAGCUCGUAAGUAAACUUGUCAAGUUUACCAAAAAAAAUCACUUCAGAUUUGCUAGAAAAACAAUUUUUUUGUAAACGUCGUUCUUAAAUUUCUCGAAAGAAAGAUAAAAAACACGAAGCUGCGUGUAUUUCGCUGGGGCACCUCACACUAAAGUCUCAACAGGCAAAAAAACGGAAGAUCUACCAAUUUUUUUUUGUAAAGUAUGAAAAAAAAAGUUGUUUAUAUUUAGAUUCUCAUUCCAAGUUGCUUUCAGGCGAAAAUAUGUCUUCACCUGGUCAGUUAACUUUGAAGAGUUUCAAAAUUCCCUUCACCGCUAGCUUGUCACAAAAAGUUUAUGAGCUACUUUGAAAAUAUGUAGCUUUUUUCGUUCAUUUCUUAGAAGAGUGUUUCGCUCAUUCUUUGAGCAUACACUCAAGCCAGAGGUGAAUCCCGAAAAUCUUCGGAUAUCUGAUGAAAAACUUUGCAUGCUGCGAAUAGCAACAGAGGGUAUCUGACAACGGAGCAGAAACUCCAAGAAAAAGAGGUCUCUUUUAACGAAUUGUUUACUAUUUGAACAAAACCUGAUGAAAGCAUUGAAAAUAUUUUCUAUAACCUUUCUCUUUCCUGACCUUUCUUUCAAAAAAUAUUAUCCGGUCAAAAACAAUAAACACCGGCUGUCCGACCGUAGUUAGAUGAAAAAAAAGAGUCACUUUGAAAAAUGUGUAAUGCGCUCCAUAUCGUUUGACCGCCUCAUGGAGUAUCAAGUCACACAGUUCGAUUUUCACAGCUUUCUUGUCAGAUACUCACUGAUGGACUUGAAAUCAAUUUUGAUACUAACACAAAAGCUUGGCGGUACCUUCGCGAAAGCCAGAACUAACAGCCGGGAAAAAACGGUGGCUUUUGAGUCGGGCAGGCGAAUGGCUUGGGUGGAUCCGGCGCUGCGACAACUGCUAGCUCUGCUACCACUGCUUCCACGAGCGCAACGUCUAGUGAUUCUGCAACAAGUACGACGUCUCCGAGUUCAUUAACAUCUAUAACAGCGGUCCAAACAACACCUAGUACUCCAGCUAUGACAACGACACCCUCAACAACUACAACGUCCACUACAUUUCCGAUAACGGCGGCUUCUCGUAAGUUGUUUAAAAGAUUUGAUCAAGAUUGUGAUUGGUUCAGCAUGUACGGCCUGCACUAACAUUUAUUCUACUACCUGCUUGAGCAACGAUCCCACCGAAAAGUGUGCCUCUUACAACGAUGCCGCCGUUGCCUACGAGCUCAUCCCUAUACCUUUCACAGCCGGUAGAUGCACGUGAGUUCAACCAUAACCGGAACUAAUCAUUAAUUUUUUUUUUUCUCAGAAUGGGACUGGCUUGUCCUCUCGGGACAGCCCUUUUCGUCACUCCUAAAGCGACGGGAAAUAGGAUCCUUUUUGGAGGCGCUAUCAUACUGACGUGCGAGGAAGAUGUGGGCGUCUGGGUGCUCGGCGUCGCUCCCGUUGGAUUUGAUAUCACCGGACUUACCUGUCUGAAUAUCAUACCUUGAAGAAAUCGCCAAGUCGUUAUUACAUUGUCAAACUUACUUGUCAGACCUUUUUCAAAAACAUGUUUCGUCAAAAGUAAUCUGUAGAUGUCAGAACAUUUCCACAUUACUCUCAUUUUGUCUUGUUGUAGAACUAUUGGACCCUUUUAGUUCAAUCCUUUUAGUUCAAUCUUGAUCCAUCCGUACAAAUUUUAUUCAAAGGUAGAGGCCAGCUUUAACUUUUUAAUAACCAAUUUUGAUGCAAUUUUAUUUAUUAAGGCGGGUUUAUGCUGCAAAAAGGUUUUCAAAAACAUUUCAUGAAUAUGAUAAAAGUUGUCAAUGUUUUCAAUGAACACUCAAAAGUCUUUAUUAUAACAGUGAAAAGAAAAUUUUCAAAGAGAAGCGACAGUUGGGAUUGAUCAGUGAUUAGUAAAAAGAAUGCGAAAAGAUUAUCGCUUUAGUAUUUGGUAAUUAUUUUUCAAAAAUAAGGUGAGUUUUCGCUUUUUUCAAAUUCCCAAAAAGCUCAAAUCAGAAACUGAGCCUUGCGAAUAUAAAAAAAGCUUAGAAAAAUUCCUUUCAGAAUGUUCUACUAAAAUCCACCUGAAGUGGACCCGCUUAGAAAGGAUCAAUACGAAACGGGAAGGAUUCUCGCCGCUCGGGAAAAAUUAAAGCAAAACUUAAAAUGUCAAAUCAUCUAAAGAUUCGCUCGACUCGGAAUCCAACACUAAGAGCCUUUCAGAGUGCGACUACACCGUUUCAAGUCAGGGACACAUGAAUGAAUCGGAAAGUCCUAUGGUCGUUUUUUUUAAUCAGGCGAAAAAAAGAUGAAAAACAAAGUUGUAUUUAUUUGGCGAGGGGCAAUAAAACAUACCGUGCCUGGUUUUUGACCCAAGUUUGCGACUCGUGCGCAAUCUGGUGACUUGGGAAGCGACACCCACCGUCACUUCUCCAAUACCCGUUCCUCCACGGCUUCUUCUCUUCCCAUCUUCCCGCUUUAUCACCGUCUCACCUUUUCAUCGCUUUUUGUAAGUUUUAUAGUUACGAUGAACAACUUUUUCGAGAAUGAAUAUUUCUAACAGCGUAAGUUUGAAAUAAUGUGAGGAUUUUUUUAAAAAUAUUAACUUGAAGAUAGUUUGAAGAGGAUAAAUCAUCUCAAGAUUUUUCACGAGAUUCAGAAAGUUAUGUUAAAAACCAUUAUUGUGAAAUGUUUCAAGUUUAUUUCAAGUUUACCAACGGAAUGCACCUUUCAAAACCAUGAACAGGUUCUAAUUUCGCAAGAAAGUUUGUAAACGUUGAUCCUCGGGAUGAGUUUUUCUGAAACUUGAUUUUUCACUUUGUUUCAUCCAUUAUGAUAAAUACGACAUAGGAACGUUCAAAUUGCAGGAAAAAAUUAGAUUACGAAAUAAAAUCAACAAUUUGUUUGAUUAAAUAAGUACCUGAUUCCGAAACGCUCAAAAAUUUAUCUUUUUAUCGCUGAAUUUCAAAAAAAAAAAAUCUUAACUAACUAGGGAACUACUCGGACUCGGGUACGCGUUUCGAGUUGAAACUUUGGUGGCUCAUAGACCCGGGUAAGAGUACUUGAAAACAAGAGAGAUUAUCUGCUAAACCCCAUAGGCUUUUGAGAAAAAGCUUCUUGAAAAUGAACAGUUUAGGCUUGAAAAUUAUCAAAUUUUUGCUUUCCUCCUUCUUUUGACUGAAAAAAUCUGGAAAUGUCCAUGCCUAAUUUUCACAUUUUCUACUAAUUUUUUCUCAGUUCUCUAUCGGGUUUAGCAGAUAUUCUCUCUUGUUUUCAAGUAUUCUGACUUGGGUCUAUAAAUCACUAAAGUUUGAACUCGAUCCGCAAAUACGAGUUCGAGUAGUUCCUAGUAAGUAAAGUUACUUUCCUAAUCAAGAAAUCUCAAAACAAAAAAAUUCUCUAACCAUGUUCAGGGGCGAGUUCAACAAGUUUCCUCAAUACCAGUUUUAUAUCGUUCAUCGAAAUUAUCGCCAUUACUCGUUUACUAUAAAUUCGCCUUGUUUUUGCAAAUGCGUUACUUUUUUUCAAAGCAAUUCGUUUUUUGAAUGCAAAGUUUAGUAACGUGAUGAUUUUUUCUUUUGAUAAAUAAUCCCUAAAGAGUAAACUAGGUCAAGAUCACCAACUUUUUUUAAAUAGAAUUUUAGCGAAAGUCUAACUCUGUCCAAAAAAAAAAAAUUUAUGACAAGAUUGAUUAUUUAAUUUAACAGAACAUUCAUAUUCUGAUCUUCCAAUUUUUUACAUUAAAAACAUCUUACAUUUCUUACUAUACAGAACUUCGUUCUAUGCGAAGGCAAAUUAUAACCGUUCAUGUUUCUAUUCAAAGUUAGUCAUUUAUUUUUGUAGGAAAGUUUUUUUGAUACUUUCUAUUUUGUUUUUUUCUUUCGAAAAGACUUUGGAAACAAUUAUGUUAAAAAAAUACGAUUUUUACUUGAACCCCCUUUGAUCUAAUAAUAAUGAUAAUAAUAGGUUCAUUUUAAAUCAUUGACUCGAUACUUCUACCUGAGAAAUUAAGUCUUUUUAUUAAAUUCUUUUUAUAAACAAGGUGAAUUAAAGAGUUAACUUUCUGAAUUAAAUUUUCUUUUGCAACCAAAUAAUCAUGGUAGGGCGCAUGCAUGCGCAGCUCGAAGAGCUAAAUAGACAAAAUCCGGGCAAACAAAUUAGAAAACCGAAAGAUGAAUGUGGACGUGAGUCUUCAGACAUUUUUACCGUAACCGAGUAGUGGAGCAUGACGGAACGGGGCCUGGAGCUCCGUUGAGCUUCUUAUCAUCGCCUGAUACCGGGUCCAGCAUUCAGAGACUAAUCUUCUCAUUGUCAGCAGAUUGCAUCAAAUUCGGUGCUCUCGACGAAUUGCCCUCGCUGACAAAAGAGCCCUAUCGGCGUCGCUGCAAUCAGCUCAGGCGUCACAGGAUGACUAUUGGAGAACGAACAAAGAGGUCGGCUCGGUAUAUAAGGUCGGCUCCCACCGUUCCUAGCACCUCUCACAGCUUCCUCAUACUCCUUCCCGGAUGUUUCCAAUCUUUCUAAACUCACUAACGCCUUCACUCAAGAUUCGCUCUCUAUUCACAUUUCCAAUAGACCUUUUAGGGUUUUCCUUCUCAAAUAUUAUACUAUAUUUAAUAUAAGCCUAGGAAAACUAUAGAGACCUCUAUCUCUUUUUUUUUAAAGCCCUUUUUCGCUACUCGUGAAAAAACCUUAUUCAAAUGUUCUCACCAGCCAGCUUUGAACUCUAGGAAAAUUGUUCGCUUUUGGCUCAAACUGUGACACUUUUUAAAAGUUCUGGCAUCUUGCAGAUUUGUACUUCAUGAAACUGUGUUUUAGAUUUCCUCAACUUAAGCUGUCUAUAUUUUGAUGAUUUCCGAGAACUUUGAUCAAAUCAAAUAUCUUCGGAAGAGAUUCAAAAAUCCCCCGAUUUACCUUUGCUUGUAAAUAAGCUAAAUUCGGUAAUAUUUCUUCGAGAGGGAAGUUCUAUGAGUUCUCGAGACACUGGAAACUUCAAGAUCACGGAUAUUAUCAGCGGAAAUGACUUUCAACUUUCGUAGACAAUAUUUUAGGAGAAAACACGUAUAACGAUAACAGAUGAAAUAGACUCUAGCUUUCCAUUGUCUUUCCUACUGAUAACCCGACUGAUAAGAAGCUCGCAUAAAUUACCCCGACGAUGGCCCAAAGAGCCACUUUUUUGUGAAAGGCAACUGUUUCCACGAAACGACGACAGCAGAAUUGGCUGAUCGUAUCGUUAAGGGUCGUGCGCUCGUUUACCAUCGCUGAUUUACGACUCGACGCGUUUCCUCCUUGUUGGGACAGUUCGCCUUUCUUCAGGCGACGGCGUCAUUAUCUCAGCAGCUUCUUUUUUCGCUGUAUUUCACCACGCCUUUCCCUUUUCUCGAGCAAUCUUCAGUUUCCAGACGCUUUUCGACGCAUACUUUUUGAGAAUAUUUCUCAUCGAUAACGAUGGAGAGAGGGUGAGACUGAAAAAUCAAAGAAUUUUUUUCACCGCUGUUCAUUCUCAACUAGUUUUAUUGGGGCUUGAGGAAGGUUUUCGGAAGACGUCUGCUUCCAUUAACAACGUCAAUGGUGUUCCUGAGACGGGUUCCGUAGGGUUAUGUGCUCCAAAGACAAUUGCUUGCUUUUUUCGCUAUUGCAUCCAUGGGAAACGAUCUGCUCGACUCUCUCGAAACGAUUCGUCACACGCGCCAAUAAUUCCCACGCCGCCAGCUUUGCGUUUUUCUUGCUGCAUUUGCCAUAUCCGCUUACCUCCGGUAGUUAUCCCCAAGAAAGGCUAAGCAUAUCCGCGAAUUAUUCAUGGCCUGCCUGGCCGCGUGACGUCACUCUCACGUCGUCUAUAAAUUGACCGCCUUCUGAGAAGCUUGCAAAAAUGAGACGCCGUUGCAGCUUCGACCAGUCGCUACCGAGCAAGAUGCCCGCCUACAAGAACGAGAACGAAAGUGGAUUCCUGUCGUCAGAUGCCGGCAGCGAACACUCUGACGAUUCCGAGAAGCAGGUAAACAAUUUUCUUCUUCUUCCCAAGUUUUGAGUAACCACUGUUAUUCUGUGAACUUUCAGCUUGCGAAAUGCGACAAGACGAAAGAUCACUUGGAAACGAUGUGCAACGCCUACAGCACCAUCAUCACACACUUGGGUUGGGCGGAUCCGUAGGACUGAACUGAAAAAAACGUUUCAGGAGAAGACACCCAGCGCCAGGGACUCAUGAAGACUCCUGAACGUGCCGCCAAAGCCAUGAUGUUCUUCACCAAGGGAUACGAACAACAGCUCGAUGGUACGUGGCAAUUUUUUCAACAAAUCUUUCAAUAUUGAAACAAAUCAAAAGUGUAAGGAUGCUAAAGAUUUGAAAAAAAAAAUACUUGAAAUGAAAUGCGCACCACUUUUUCAGACUAAAUGUAUAAAUAGAUCACACUAACUCAAAAAAAAAUCUUUCAAAACGUACUAAAAUACGAAGCUUCAGGUUUAAAAAAAAACAUUUACAGAAAUCCUCAACGACGCGGUUUUCGACGAAGACCACGACGAGAUGGUGAUCGUGCGCGACAUCGAAAUGUUCUCGCUUUGCGAGCACCACUUGGUCCCGUUCCUCGGAAAGGUGAAACGAAAAGUUGUCCUGAAGAGAAAACUGACCUUGCUUUCUUCAGGUUCACAUCGGCUACCUGCCCAACAAAAAAGUGCUCGGCCUCUCCAAACUCGCCCGCAUCGUUGAGAUGUUCAGCCGCAGACUGCAAGGUAUUGACUUGUUUCGUGACUUGAGGAGAACUGAAUCUUUUCUUCUCAGUGCAAGAACGCCUGACGAAGCAAAUCGCCACGGCCAUGGUCCAGGCCGUGCAGCCCGCCGGAGUUGCUGUCGUCAUCGAAGCCAGGUAGAGCCCAUUUCUGAAUUCUUCAAAAUGAAAUCAUCAAGUUGACCUCGAUAUCUUGAGACCUAUUCAUGAUACUUGGCGUUCAUGCAUGGUCGUGUUGGGCUUCAAAAAGCACAAAAACUAAAAUUUUCUGUAUGUCGAAGAGUCAUAUUUUCUGCUGUAAAACUCUUCAAAAGUUCGAUUGGAACUUUCUAAGCUCUCUUCUAAAGAUUACGUUUUCAGCCACAUGUGCAUGGUAAUGCGAGGAGUGCAGAAGAUCAACGCAACCACUACGACUUCGUGCAUGCUCGGCGUCUUCCGGUACGUUUCCGCAGGCUAAAAAGAUUCGUUAAAAGGGAAUUGCUUGACAACAAUAUUUUCGGAAGCUCUCCCACGAGUAAACGUGAGAAUGUAAGCUUUCAAUCACAAAGUAUUAUUCUUGAUUGAAAAAACUUGUGAAUUUAUUACAGGGAUGACCCGAAAACCCGCGAAGAGUUCCUCAACCUCAUCAACAAACGAUAA
Messenger RNA from Caenorhabditis auriculariae, 8018 nucleotides. The record is from the annotation of a GenBank genome assembly. Lineage: Eukaryota; Metazoa; Nematoda; Chromadorea; Rhabditida; Rhabditidae.